GUCUGAACUGUGCCCGCCCCUUCCUUCAAACAAAACCCUAAAUCCAGAUCCGCCUAUGAGUAGUUCGGAAAGGUGGAGAUGAUAGAUCGCGGUUGUGUUUCUCUUUGGCGCGGGCACAGCAGUCAAGAGUUUCCCUUCCUGUAAUAGUCAUCGACGACAGGUGAUUUCUCCUCUCUUGAUUCCUUUCUAAAACCUUUCGAGACGGUGUUAAGUCAUGAACGAUAUCGGCAUUAGCUGCGAAUUGGGGGGAAAUAGCAAAAGGCGACGUGUAGAGGAAGAUGAUACUGAUAGGUUGAGCCAUCUCCCAGUCUUCGUUAUUCAUCACAUCCUUUCAUUUCUAGACACCAAAUCCGCCGUUCAGACCUCUGUACUGUCUCGGGUGUGGAGAUGCGCUUGGAAACAUGUCCCCGUCCUCAGUUUUCGAAGCGGUUCCUUCGACCGGUAUUCGAGUUUCCAGAGUUUUGUGGGAAUGUAGUGUCCCUCCGCGAUCCUGUUGGCGACGUUGUCGGCAAGAUAAGCUACAUUGACAACGAGGGUUCGGACGAACUAGAUUGUGAGCUGUUUGGUAAGGUCAUCAAAUAUGCCUUGUCUCAUGACACGCAUCAUUUAGUGGUUGACACGAACAGCACUAGCUGUUCUUGCGAUUACUCGUUCUCCGAUUUGUUUGGAACAAUCUCCAGUUGCAACCUUACAACACUGGAACUGCAAAGUGUCUUGAUCGAUGAGGCGUUUGCACAUUCUGGCUUCGGAAUGCUGACAACUUUGAAUUUGGAGUUGUGCGAGUUAGAGUAUGAUCUUGAUGAGUACUUGGAUCCUUUGUCUGGCUGUCCCUGUCUGCAGAAUUUGGUCCUGAAUCAUUGCUCCCAUUUUGUCAAGAUAUCCGGACCGCAGUUGCUUAGGCUGACAUUGGAUUGUGUGUAUUGUGACCCAUGGGAACAGAUUGAAAUAUCCGCACCAAGACUCAAGUUCUUGAGUCUUUUGCCGGAAUUAGAAGACAUGAAAUUCUCCAAGUUAAGCAUUCCUUGCCUCGAUCAUGUUGAUAUUCGGGUAACCGACAUGAACGAUUUCUUGGAAGGGAACGAGGAAUGUGUCGCGCAACGUUUCAUCUCCUUGUUUGAGUAUUUAAACAAUGCAAUAUCUCUCACGCUGGGUCCUCAUACCAUCCGGGUAUUGAGUGGUAUGACUGAAUUUCUGGAACAACAACCCUCCUCUCCCUUUAGGAGGUUGAAGACCUUGAUCAUGGAGGCCGACAGUGUACCUUACGCACUCAUCAAUUACUUUCUUAAAGGUUCUAGUAUGAAGCCAAAUCUUGAGUUUGUGUAGCAUAUUGAACGGCCAUUUUGCCAUGGUUCUCCGACUGUGGUAUGCAAUUUAGGUUGGAUUUUCUUUCUUUUUGAGGUCAUUUAGGAAGAGUUUAUGAAUUUGUCCAAACCAUAGCUACUCGGCUUGCUUUCACUGCAAUAUGUAAUUUGCACUAUCACUCAUGUCAGUUUCUUAGACCCAGUACCAUUCUGGUUUCGGUUGGUUGGUUUGAUGACAACUAUAUCUGGGUUUCAUUGUUCUCCGUACUUAUUUCUUUUGAUUUGAACGGAAUGAGCUCUCUGAAACGUUUGUUCUUGCUCGG
Molecule: messenger RNA, 1624 nt
Organism: Linum tenue
Lineage: Eukaryota; Viridiplantae; Streptophyta; Magnoliopsida; Malpighiales; Linaceae
Source: the annotation of a GenBank genome assembly